AGUGGAGCUGUUCUCCGGGAAGUCAGUGUCCAUUUCAUAACACACCGAGUUCUGACUGUUCCUCAGGUUAGAUAAAACUUUACUGGUGCCUUUGGGCGGGUUCCCUCAGGGAAAUUAAGAAGAACAGCGUCGCUUUCUUCGAAAAACGUGGAUGAUUUUGUGAUUUAUUACGAGUGUGAGUAAUGGCUAUAUUCAGUGACUGCUCUGUGGUUCUGGACCUGAAAAAUAUCCCCUUUAAGGAGAAGAGAAAGUUGAUGACUGCUAUAUUGGACAAUGGCGGAAACAUAUCAUAUGUAGUGAACCAGAAGUGUUCGUUUGUGGUUGCGAACAGUCUGGAGAAUAUAAGCAGCAAUCGGAGGAGGAGUGCUCAGAAACACCGGACACCAGUGGUCGAUCUGCAGUAUGUCUGGAGAUGCCUGGAGAAAGGACUGUUGGUACCUGUCCAAGAGCAUGUCUUAAAGCCACAGAGCUCAGACCACACACCUGAACAAACUGGGCUGAAGUCCAGAGAGCAGCCUCAGGCCCAAAUCAAUAGCAUCCAUGAUGAAAAAGCCAAGAUUCAAGUGAAUGAUGGCACGUACCUGGGCCGCUUCAGAUUAUACAAGGAAAAUGAUCAUGAUAUACCAGAAUUUUCUUCAGAUUUCCAAGUUGCCAAGUACUCCAUUUUGGCUAAGGCUCAGCCCAAAACAUGGUCAGUCCUAGAGCUUCAGAGUGCCAAAGGCCAAGCAGGACGGCAGUAUCGUGUUGUGAGCGCCAUCAUUAAUGAGGCAGAGAAGAGGGUAGUGUGGGAUAAACAGGUGCACAGCUGUAGCUCUGAGGAUGCUGUGGAGGCGUAUCUGAUGCUGAGCAAGGAGCUGGAGGUGCAGAGCUUCUCUCCGACACAAACACUUCCCCCAUGGGCUGAAAAACUGACCUCUCAUGGCCUCCAGCAGCUUCUGUUGGAGGAGAAGCUGAGCUGCAGUACAGUCUCACAGGAAGUGGGCGUCUUUCUGGAACUACUCUGGGGAGAAGCUUUUGGUUCACUUCGCAGUGUCCUGACCCGCCCUGUUAACAGCAUCAGCCUCAGCGAUGUGAGCAGGGCGGAAGGAUUACUGUUGCAGGUACAGAAGAGUGAGUGUGACGAUGAAGUCAAAAGUCUGCUGGAGGAAGUCAACACUCUGCUAUCUCUUAGAAUAAGAGAGUCGGACUCAAAAAACAAGCUGGUGUCCCAGCAACUAGAUCUCUGUCAGCUGAUCAGAGAUAUUCUGAACAUUACGGAGGUGAAUUCAGGAUCCACCUAUCCAUCGUCCUUGGGGAAAUAUCGUGCUCUGAGGUGCAGUAUUGAGCAGGUGCCAUCUCAAAGCCCAGAGUUUCUGUCUGUCUGCCAGCUUCUGGAGGAUAGGCCAGCUCAGAUCCAGAAAAUACUGCGUGUGAGUAGAGGGCCAGAGCUUCAUAUGUUUAGGAAUGAACUCGGCAACAUUAAGCCUCUCCUUCAUUCCACUGCUCCCAGCAGCCUGGUAGGAAUCCUGUCUCGGGGUCUGCUGCUGCCCAGGGUUGGAGUAGAGCAGCACGGGAUUGAAAGAACAGACAUUGGGAAUCUGGGAAGUGGCAUCUACUUCAGUGACUCAUUCAACACGUCAGUCAAGUAUUCCAAACCCAGCGUGACUGAUGGCUGUCGCUUACUGCUGGUGUGUGAGGUGGCUCUGGGCCAGUGUAAAAACCUGCACAAGAGGGACUUCACUCUUACCUCUGCUCCUGAGGGCUAUAAUAGUGUGCAUGGAGUUCGUCGCACACCAAAAACGCGCUCUGAUUUUGAGGAUGAUGAAUAUGUGGUCUAUAACACAGACCAGAUCAGGCUGAAAUAUGUAGUUCAGUAUAUUCUAACUGAGGAUGAACUGAAGGACUUUCAGCCUUCUGUUAACAUGACUCCAGCGCCUCAGUAUAUUGCAUCAUCUUCUGACCUCUUGUCCAGUGAUGACGGUGAGGGUUUGGGAGUGACUAAGAACCCUCUGGAGGAGGUCACUGCCGGUUUAUUGGACAGUAAUGGUCAGACACUCCCUCUGCAGGCUGUACAUGUGAGAUGUAAGCUAAUGGACCUUCUCUCUCAGGUUGUCAUUUUCCAGACAUACACAAAUAACAGCAUUGUUCCUAUUGAGGCGAAGUAUGUCUUCCCUCUAGAGGAGACAGCAGCAGUGUGUGGUUUUGAAGCCUUCAUUAAUGGAAAGCAUGUUAUUGGAAAGGUAAAAGAGAAGGAGCAGGCACGUAAAGAAUACAGGCAGGCUAUAGAGAAAGGCCACGGAGCCUACCUGAUGGACCAGGAUGCACCUGAUGUGUUCACCAUCAGUGUGGGAAACCUGCCCCCUGGAGCCACAGUGCUGAUCAAAGUGACAUUCAUAACUGAGCUGGUUGUGAGAGCAGGCACCAUCGUCUUCUCCCUGCCAGCCAGUGUGGCUCCAUGGCAGCAAAGCUCAGCACUGAACAAGAAAACCCAGACGACUGUUGAAAAAGUCUGUGUGAGUGAGCUUCAACCAGAGGGAGAAUUCUCUCUGUGCAUGUCUAUUGAGAUGCCGUAUGAGAUCCUUAACCUGGAGUGCUCUCAUCAAAUCAAAUUCAAGAGGACAGAUUGUAAGGCAGUAGUGAGCACAUUACCAGACCAGACUCUCGGCACCGAUGGCUUUCAGCUCAGCUUUACUCUGUCUCAGAUCCAUAUGCCCAGAAUGUGGGUGGAGAAACAUCCAGAGAAAGACACUGAGGCCUGCAUGUUGGUGUUUUAUCCACACUUUGAGUCCAGUGGUGUUUCUGUGUCAGAUGUGAGUGAUGUGAUCAUUGUGCUGGAUACGUCAGAGUCCAUGCGAGGAGAUGCAAUGCUCAAUGCGCGCAGGAUUGCUCUGAAGGUUCUCAACUCACUGGACCGUUCACUAAGAGUCAACAUCAUUUCCUUUGGCUCUGAUUACAAAGAGGCCUUCCCUUCACCAAAUUUGCUGCACGAGGCAUUUGAAGAAGCUAAGAACUUCAUUAUGACCUCGACUGCUGUUGGCGGCAGUACUGAGCUAUGGAGACCUUUGCGCACCCUGAAUCUGCUGCCUCCUUCACGCGGGGUGAGAAACGUCCUGCUUAUCUCUGAUGGACAUGUGCAGAACCAGCCUCAAACCCUACAGCUGGUGCGAGACAAUGUCAGACACACACGCCUCUUCACCUGCGGCCUUAACCUGACAGCUAAUCGUUACAUGCUGAGAGCGCUGGCUCAGGCAGGUGGAGGAACUUAUGAGUUUUUUGACACAAAGGCAAAGCACACCUGGGCUAAGAAGGUGAAUUCUCAGGUGAGGUGCAUGGUAUCACCAGGCUGCAGUUCUGUGGCAGUUAAGUGGCAGCAGUUCAACCCCACAGCUCCGUCUCCUGUUCAGGCUCCCUCACAGCUCCAUGCUCUCUUCAGUAACUGUCACACUUUGGUCUACGGCUUUGUCCCACACUGCACGCAGGCCACACUGUUUGGUGAGCUGAGUGGGCAGGAAAUUGAGACCAUGGUUUCUACUACAGAAUUACAGAAGACUAAAGGGACAUUGCUUCACAAGUUAACAGCAAGAGCAAUCAUCAGAGACUAUGAGGAUGGCAGUCUCGGCUCUAAUGAGGCAGAACAUGAGGGGAAGAAAGCAGAGCUGAAGUCCUACAUCAUUGAGCUCAGUAAAGAGUUCUCCAUCCUGUCCCAGUUCACCAGCUUUGUCGCUAUUGAAGAAAGAGGCCUGGAACAACCUGACUCCGGUUUUACUGACGUCCCUAAGAUAAUUGCAGAAGAAGAUGUGGAUAUUCUGUCUUAUAUGGGCUGGACCGAACAGGAAACGGUUGGAUGUGAGAAUGAAGAGACAGAGUCUUUCUUGAAAAUGAUUGAUGAACUGGCAAAAAGUUUUGUGGUUUUGGCCCGCUUACCGACAGGAACACGUUGCAUCGGACGUGUUGGUGAAGGAAACAGUGGAGAUGAGGACAUGAUGGGCAGAUAUGGUAUGUGUAUGGCUCUUUCAGAUCGGGAUGAGGAAGAGGAAGAUGCAUACGAAAUAUUUUUGGAGGAGACUCACCCUCGCGAGAAAGCUCGGCGUGGGUUACGUUCUCGCUGGGAUGAGACUCCUGCUGCAGAAAACGUAUUUCAAGUAAACAAUAAAUCCAGUGGAAGCGAGUCAUCAGAAUACGACUUUGGCGAUUACGACAGCAUGGUUGACAGCAUGGUUGAUGGCAGUCCUUGCAUAAGUCAAGAUCAACAUGCAUACUCAAGUCCUCUACAUCUGAAGAAAAAAAGCCUCUCACAAGAAGACUAUGAAUUAUUAGACUAUGAGGAAGACGAUGAUCCCACUUCUCUCAGUAUAUACGACUCUGCUGGAGUCAGCCUGCCUGCAGAUAUUCUUUCAGCUCCUGCUGCUGUUGGUUCUGCUUUUCCUCCCAUUAAGGAUUUUAACUCAGAUACUCUUAAUGUCAUUAAUCAAAGUGCCAGAAGUAAUAGUUUCAGUCAGGUCUGCAGAACGUCGUCUUCUCCUGCUGCCAGUAUUGGUUUUGAAGUUUCUUCUCCGUCUUCUACUGAUGGUAACCUUUUUGAAGGAGCACGUAUUCUUCCUCGUUUACUUGGCAGAGCCCCUCAUAUUACUCGUAGUUCUUGUUUUCCACCUUCCCUUCUUUUUGAAUCCAGAGCCUCAGCUCUUUGUAGUGGUGCUUUUGAACCCCCUCCUCCUCCUCCUAGCAUUAGUUCUGUAGACCCUUCCCCUCCCGCUGGAUUCAGAGUCCCAGCUCCUUGUAGUGUUGCUUUUGAAGCCCCUCCUCCUCCUAACGUUAGUUUUGGAGAACCUCCCCCUCCUGCUGGAUUUAGAGCCUCAGCUCUUCAUCGUGAUGCUUUUGAAACCCCUCCUCCUCCUAGUAUUAGUUCUGGAGACCCUCCCCCUCCUGCUAUAUUCAGAGCCUCAGCUCUUCGUUCAGCUCUUCAUCUUGGUGCUCGUCUUCCUCCUCCCCCUCCUGCUUUAUUCAGAGCCUCAGCUCUUCGUCUUGCUGCUUGUCCUCCUCCUCCCCCUCCUGUUGGAUUCAGAGCCUCAGCUCUUCAUCGUGAUGCUUUUGAAGCCCCUCCUCCUCCUCCUCCUAGUAUUAGUUCUGGAGACCCUCCCCCUCCUGCUAUAUUCGGAGCCUCAGGUCUUCAUCGUGUUGCUUCUGAAGCCCCUCCUCCUCCUCCUCCUAGUAUUAGUUCUGGAGACCCUCCCCCUCCUGCUAUAUUCGGAGCCUCAGGUCUUCAUCGUGUUGCUUCUGAAGCCCCUCCUCCUCCUCCUCCUAGUAUUAGUUCUGGAGACCCUCCCCCUCCUGCUAUAUUCGGAGCCUCAGGUCUUCGUCGUGUUGCUUCUGAAGCCCCUCCUCCUCCUCCUCCUCCUAGUAUUAGUUCUGGAGACCCUCCCCCUCCUGCUAUAUUCGGAGCCUCAGGUCUUCGUCGUGUUGCUUCUGAAGCCCCUCCUCGUCCUAGCGUUGGUAGUGGAGCCCCUGCUCCUCUUAUAACUACUUGGCAAGCUCCUGGUUCUUCUAGUGUUGGUUUCGGAGGCCCUGAUUCUUCUUCUGGUGUUAAUUUCGAAGGCCUUAUGGGAGCUCCUCCUGUUAGAUUCAGCUGGCAUCGUUCUCCUCCUAGUAUUAGUUCUGGAGACCCUCCCCCUCCUGCUAUAUUCGGAGCCUCAGGUCUUCGUCGUGUUGCUUCUGAAGCCCCUCCUCGUCCUAGCGUUGGUAGUGGAGCCCCUGCUCCUCUUAUAACUACUUGGCAAGCUCCUGGUUCUUCUAGUGUUGGUUUCGGAGGCCCUGAUUCUUCUUCUGGUGUUAAUUUCGAAGGCCUUAUGGGAGCUCCUCCUGUUAGAUUCAGCUGGCAUCGUUCUCCUCCUAGUAUUAGUUCUGGAGACCCUCCCCCUCCUGCUAUAUUCGGAGCCUCAGGUCUUCGUCGUGUUGCUUCUGAAGCCCCUCCUCGUCCUAGCGUUGGUAGUGGAGCCCCUGCUCCUCUUAUAACUACUUGGCAAGCUCCUGGUUCUUCUAGUGUUGGUUUCGGAGGCCCUGAUUCUUCUUCUGGUGUUAAUUUCGAAGGCCUUAUGGGAGCUCCUCCUGUUAGAUUCAGCUGGCAUCGUUCUCCUCCUCCGAAUAGUGAUGACUUGGAUUUUGGAGCCCCUGCUUCUCUUGCUGCUAUUUCUCUUCGCAGCAAAAGAAGACGUGCUAAGUCAGUAGAAGAGAGCAGCCCAGUGCAGACCAUCAGCAUAAGUGAACUGUACAGACGACCUGACAGAAUCAACUGGGAGGAGCUGUUUAACCUCCAACACCAGGAUGGCUACUGGGAAUGUACUGGGACACUAAGUAGAUUCCUGGGCCUGGAUGUAGACUUCUUUGCUAAUGUCUUCCUGAAAGAGAGAGGCAUCUGUUCUUUGGGUGCAAAGGCUCAUGCUGACAUCUUGAAGCUGGUAGCUACGCUGCUGGUAUUACAGUUGAUGCGAGUGAUGAAGAUGACCGACGGGGAGGUGUUCCAGUCUCUCUUCCGCCUCACUGACGACCCCGAGCCCAGGCCAGCCUGCUGGGAGGCAGUGAAGAGGGCAGUGGAGUGGGUGUGCUGGGCAGACAGGCAGUACCCAUGUAUGUGCAGCAGGCUGGAGCUUGGCUGGGACUGGGAGUCCUGCACACGCCAACUGCUGGGGUUGGACUCGCCGCCCCCCUUCUCACCUCUGAUCCCUGUGCUCCAGAGAAGUUCACGCCUGCCAGUCAUGUAGAAUCCAGGCCUCCUCUGGACCUGGGGGCUGUAAACAAUUAUUACAAAUGAUGGACUCCUUCCAACAAUGGAAGGUUUCAGUGACGUAUUACAAGCCAUCAAUUUCCAUUUUAAAAUCAUUAUUUAAGUUGUUUCAAUUGAUGCUGUUUUCGAUGUUUUCUAACUCAAUCAAUAGUGAGAAAUUAGUUAAUUAAAUUUUAAAUGUUUUUUCUCUCAUUGCUUAUCAUUUAUCCUUUAACUGUACAUCAUAUACCCAUUUUGACCUGGGGCAGUUUAUAAAAUACUCUUAGGCCACACCAAUUUAAUUAGUUGGUUCUUGGAUUUUUUCAGGAAAAAUAUGACGCGAGCGAGCAAAAUAAAAAUAAAAUUUAAAAAAUGCUCGGAUGGUAAAAUUAGUGGUGGAAAUGGAGGGCUUUCAUAAUAGAGAAACAAAACAAAGACAAUACAUUAUUUUUUGUUUGCCCCUCACAUCAAUCAAUGAAAUAUAUAAACCAAACCCACCGCCACAGAGUUGUAGUCCAAGUUGGCACAUCGCAGGGUAACAAGCUCACGGCAUCUUGAGUACAACUGUGCAAAGUUUUCCCCCUCUUGAAGUUCGACACACCUGUCAAAGAUUUUACGCUUCUGUUCGCUGCAUAUCCUAACAAUCACAGGCUUUGCAGGAUUCCCCUCCACAGCCAUGUUUCUUCCACAAGUCUUUAUCUAAAGUGAAAGGGGCGAUUUGAUUGGUUUUUGGCAUCACGUGACCUCAACCUGCAGUCUUCAGUAUUUUGAACCAUCAGCCACGAUGUUUUUCUGUUGGUGGGAGUUUGAUUUAGAUUUUUUUUUUUUUUUCCAUUUUCUUCAAGCGGCGAUUCCGAGAACCAACUAAUCGAAUUGGUGAGGCCUUAUCAUUGUUUCAUAAUACCAGACGUAUGUUUGCCGAUCAUGAAAAAUGACCUGUUUAAACGUGUAUACAUGACAGAACUGAAAUAAGUGUUGCAUCAUGUGCUUGAUGUUCAGAGGAUGAGAAGUCAUCGUCACUGCUCCUCCGUGUAAGGAGUAUAGUUCUGGUCUUUUGUUCAUUCACAGGUUCAUCUAAGGUCAUCUAUACACUCCCGCUUCCUGCCUUCUACAUCAGUCCGUUUCAGUCCCUCUGAUUUUCAUGCAUUCUGUGAUCAGAUGAAACAAAAAUAGAGCUUUUGGCAACAAAUAUUCAAGAUGGUUUUGGUGAAGAGGUCAUACAGAAAAGAACCUAAUCCCCCACUGCUGGUGAAGGAUGUGUGAUAUUAGAGGACUGUUUUGUUUUUUCUUCAAAGGUCCUGGAAAUUCAUCUUGGGAUACAACACAUCAUGUACCAGGAAAUAUUAAAUGACAAUCUGGCUGCCUGUGCCAAAAAAGCUAAAACUGGAUCACAAUUGGAGCUUUCACAGGACAAUAAAUGCAUCCAAUCCAAAACAUUCACACAAAAACGGUUCACACUCAAGUUUUUGAAACCGUCGUUCCAGUGUCCUGCUGUAAAUCCCAAGUCUGUGGAGCGUGUUAGAGGAGAGGAGUCCAUAACAGAUCUUGGAGGCGAUUGUGGAAUGGUGUCAGAUUCCUUUCUGUGUUCUCUAAUCUCAUCAGACGUUAAAGGUGAAAACUCAGCACUAUUGCCAAAUGCCGGGGUGUCAAUAACUGUGAUAUGGUUUUGUUUAAAAACUUUUUAAGGCUUUCACUGAAUAAAUUUACUUCAAUUAAA
Neoarius graeffei (lesser salmon catfish) is the source of this 8453-nucleotide messenger RNA. RefSeq names its product poly (ADP-ribose) polymerase family, member 4 (gene parp4). Gene Ontology annotation, molecular function: NAD+ poly-ADP-ribosyltransferase activity. The coding region runs from base 183 to 6734 and encodes 2183 amino acids. The record is from RefSeq and is a predicted model, not a curated record. The transcript is spliced from 38 exons. NCBI's taxonomy places the organism in Eukaryota, Metazoa, Chordata, Actinopteri, Siluriformes, Ariidae.